AUGCUAAUCUCCCGACCUGAAUACUUCACCAAUCCUGACAGUAAAGAUAAAUGGUUAACUGCCCUUAAUAAUAAAAUCCUCCAAGUGAGAGAGGAAAUAAUUACUGCCAAAGCCAAUGAAGCCGACAAACUAGCCAAAAUAGCCCGUUUAGAAGCCAAAAUCUCAGAACUAGAAACUGCCAAAGCCACUAUCUCCCAACAAACCCAAACCGA
Messenger RNA from Funneliformis geosporum, 212 nucleotides. The record is from the annotation of a GenBank genome assembly. Lineage: Eukaryota; Fungi; Glomeromycota; Glomeromycetes; Glomerales; Glomeraceae.